AACCGAAAUUUUCAGCAAGAGUAAGGUUGUUUCCGUCAAACAGAAAGCUCAAGCGGCGGCGUGGCCGGUGUGCGGGACGAGGGUGGCGGGGAGAAGCCGCCGUCGUCCGAGGGAGGCGGAGUCGUAUGGCUCCGCCGCCGGUGGCAGCUCGCGGGAAGGAGGAGAAGAAUAAAAGAGGGGAGAGCGGGGAGUUAAAGUCAAUAGCAAUUAAAAUGAUGUUGAUGACGGCAACGUUCUAGCCUCUCUCUCCAACCCUAUCUCCUUCUGUCAUAUAAGUCUGUAAUGAAGAAAGCGAUCUACAAGCCGAGACUCGAGAGUCGUCGGAAUCGGAUGGACCACACACCUUCUCUCUCUGUGUUUAUCUCUCUCUUCCAGUCUGACUAGUCUGAAAGAUCAACUUUUCUUUCGCAGCCAAGAUUCUCUCUCUCUCUGUCUCUCUCUCUCUAACCACACCCUGGCCGUCAUAUAUAUAUCAAAAAAGGCCAGUCUUACUUUCUCUACCUAAAAAACCAUUCGACUUUUUCGCAGGCUCGUCGUCUCUCUGCUUCUCUCUGUCUCUCUCUCGACUCUCUCGCUCGCGUUGUCUUCCUUCCUUUCGGUGUCUUCCUUCUUUUUCUGUUCCAAGUGUAACACAAAAAAGCAGGAAACCGGGAGCUCGAAGGUCCCCUCCGAAUAAAGAAGAAGAAGCAGCAAGUUUUGGUGCUUUUCUUUUCCGUCUUGCCGCAGUGUUCUUCGAAGAGUUUUUAGGCAAUUGUUGACAGGUAAAGGCUAGAAAAAUCUCGCUCUAAGUUAGCCUUUUCCGAUGGUUGAGAUUCAAAUCCAUGCGACAGGCUCUGAUUGUGAGCGAUUGGAUUUCGAUUGAGAUAUUGAGUUCGGAACUUGUGAGCCAGUUCUAAGAUUGCGGUGGCCGUUCGUUUAAACAAAUGGCAGAAGCUGUUGAUGAAAAGCAGUGGCAGGAGCUGCUAAAAACUAUGCUUCCUCCGGGAGCUUCUCUCCCGGAAGAGGGCAAACUUGACUACUCAAUUGCUCUUGAAUACAGCGGACCACCCAUACCUUAUGAAAUUCCUAGAGUUGAACCUGUAAAUUCACCAAUCCCGGUGGCAACCAUGGUCAGUUCUUUGGCCAAUGCGGACAAUUUGGAAACCUUUUCCAGUCCUUAUGUGGUAGAACCGAUCUCUUUGCCCGUUCCUCGUACGAAAAAUGCCACAGGUUCUUCUACUUAUAAUCCAAAUCGAGUUGCAGGCGAUGAUUUUAAUUUGAAUGAGGGAGAUAGAUCAGGAGAUUCUUCAGGCACCAGCCAGUUGGUUUUGCCUCACUCAGCUGCAUAUUCAAGCCCAAGGCAGUCGCAGAGCUCGGAAUCUGCUGCAUCGGCGUCGCAGAAUAACGAGUCUCUGGGAUGCUCACCUUCGGCUUCUCGAUGCUUAGUUCGCAGUCACUCCACAAGCCCAUCUAGGACGGCCAUGAAUGAGGGGAAGAGAGCUCCUGUUGUGACUUUCAAUACUGUUGACAGAUCUGGAAGGAAAGAAAUGGGCACCAACAGAUCAUCUGAGAACCUUCAAUUCCAGAAUGCACGUUUGGGGAUCGGUUCACAAAAGGAAAGGAAACGAGGAAUCUGCAGUAGAUGUGGUAGAGGCAGCAGGUUGUCUGACAGAGAGUCCUGCCUUGUUUGUGAUGCUAAGUAUUGCAUCAACUGUGUUCUUAGGGCGAUGGGUUCGAUGCCCGAAGGACGCAAAUGUGUUUCGUGUAUAGGGGAACCCAUUGAUGAAUCCAAGCGAUUGACUCUAGGAAAGCGCUCAAAGAUUUUGUCUCGCUUGCUUAGUCCAUUGGAAGUUAGGCAAAUUAUGAAGGCAGAAAAGGAAUGUGCUGCUAAUCAGCUUCAGCCAGAGCAAUUAAUCGUAAAUGGGCGACCACUAAGACAAGAAGAAUUGGCUGAAUUAUUAGCGUGCCCAUCUCCUCCACAGAAGUUGAAGCCUGGAAGAUACUGGUAUGACAAGGAGUCGGGGUUAUGGGGAAAGGAAGGAGAGAAACCAGACAGGAUUGUCAGUUCAAAUUUGAACCUGGGGGGAAAGCUGAGUCCUGAUGCAAGCAAUGGCAACACAAAGGUUUUCAUCAAUGGUCGGGAAAUAACAAAGACUGAGUUAAGGGUGCUAAAGGUGGCAAAUGUACAAUGCCCACCUGAAACUCAUUUCUGGGUCUAUGCUGAUGGAAGCUAUGAGGAGGAAGGUCAAAAUAACAUUAAAGGGAAAAUAUGGGAGAAGGCAUCCAUACGGUUGAUGUGUUCCCUCUUUUCCCUUCCGGUACUCCCUGGAAACUCUCAAGAAACACAUCAUGAUGCUAGCAACUACUCUAAUAGAUCUGUGCCAGAAUAUCUAGAACAUAAAAGACUUCAUAAGCUUCUGCUCCUUGGACUUCCUGGCUCAGGAACCAGCACCGUCUUCAAGCAGGCGAAAUUUUUAUAUGGUAACAACUUCACUCCAGAAGAGCUGCAAAACAUAAAGCUUAUGAUUCAAAGCAACUUGUACAGAUACCUGAGUGUUUUGCUUGAGGGAAGAGAACGCUUUGAGGAAGAGGCUUUACUUGAGUUGGGAUCUCCUCAUCCUCAUGAUCAAAACAGUGGACCGGGAGGAGGGAGCAACGGUAGCCCACCCGAAUGCAUAUAUUCUAUCAUUCCAAGGCUGAAACACUUUUCUGACUGGCUCUUGGAGAUCAUUGCAAUGGGAGAUUUGGAUGCUUUUUUCCCAGCGGCUACUCGGGAAUAUGCCCCGCUAGUGGAGGAGGUAUGGAAGGAUCCAGCAAUCCAGGAAACGUACAAGAGAAGAGAUGAACUCCAUUUCCUUCCAGAUGCUGCUGAAUACUUCUUAGAUCGGGCUGUUGAGGUCUCAAGUAAUGAGUAUGAACCAUCAGAGAGAGAUAUAUUGUACGCUGAAGGAGUAACCCAGGGCAACGGGCUAGCCUUCAUUGAAUUCUCAUUAGAUGAUCGAAGUCCCAUGUCUGAACCUUACAAUGAAAACAGUGAGAGCCAGCCUCUUACCCGAUUCCAACUAAUCAGAAUAAGCACGAGGGGACUGAAAGAAGGGUGCAAGUGGAUGGAAAUGUUUGAAGAUGUUCGUCUUGUAACCUUUUGUGUCGCCCUGAGUGACUAUGACCAGUUGUGGGCAGAUACAGGCAGCAACACCCUUCAAAACAAGAUGUUGCAGAGCAAAGCAAUGUUUGAGACGCUGAUCAAGCAUCCAUGCUUCUGCGAUACCCCUUUUGUUCUGAUCCUUAACAAGUAUGAUUUGUUCGAAGAGAAAAUAAACAAGGUGCCUCUCGGUACAUGUGCAUGGUUCCAGGAUUUCAGCCCUCUGAAAACUCAGCAGAACAAGCAAACUCUAGCAAGCCAGGCUUACUACUAUGUGGCAAUGAAGUUCAAAGAUUUGUAUGCUUCGCUCACCAACAGGAAGUUGUUUGUAUGGCAAGCAAAGGCUCGAGAAAGGCAGACGAUUGAUGAAGCAUUCAAAUUUAUAAGGGAGGUUGUGAAAUGGGAUGAGGAGAAAGAUGAAAAUUUCUAUGGUGCAGCAGCAGAUGAAUCUUUUUACAGCACUGAUUUGAGCUCGUCACCCUUCAUCAGGCAGGAGUAACAUCAAAUGUAAUUUAUUCGUGAAAAAGUUCAUUGUGCCAUAAGUUGGUCGAUUUUAUAACGUACUGGCUUGAGCUUAUCAUCAUUCAUCAUGUAGGAUUGAGCAGAUAUAGAACUCGUCCUUGGAAGACAGGCGGGAUAUUGAUUGUAUUUGAAAUGAUAAUAAGGGAGCAAAGCCUCUCUCUCUGUGGAAUUGGCAUAAUGCAGCAAGCCUCUCUCUCUGUGGAUUGGCAAUCUUUUAUUGA
Nymphaea colorata (pocket water lily) is the source of this 3864-nucleotide messenger RNA. RefSeq names its product extra-large guanine nucleotide-binding protein 3-like. The record is from RefSeq and is a predicted model, not a curated record. The transcript is spliced from 9 exons. Gene Ontology annotation, biological process: adenylate cyclase-modulating G protein-coupled receptor signaling pathway. NCBI's taxonomy places the organism in Eukaryota, Viridiplantae, Streptophyta, Magnoliopsida, Nymphaeales, Nymphaeaceae. Gene Ontology annotation, cellular component: heterotrimeric G-protein complex. Gene Ontology annotation, molecular function: G protein-coupled receptor binding; GTPase activity; guanyl nucleotide binding. Bases 924 to 3620 code for a protein of 898 amino acids.